Molecule: messenger RNA, 1321 nt
Organism: Nicotiana tabacum (common tobacco)
Lineage: Eukaryota; Viridiplantae; Streptophyta; Magnoliopsida; Solanales; Solanaceae
Source: RefSeq, a predicted model, not a curated record
CCUAAUUUCGAAACGUGACAACUCAGAAGGCUGAAAGACUGUUUCGGUUGUUCUGCUAAAUCAUCGCAUCUCAGUGUUUUCGCCGUCGUUUGAUCGUCGCCGGCCGCCGUUCAUCACAGCAGCGUUUCAUAUUUCAAUGAAGAGGUAUUUUCCCCAACUACCAAAAUCAAGUUUGGCAUCUCAUAAUCAAUCUAACCAGGAGGAAAAUGCCAAUCAAUCAGAAGUAGCGUUGCAUUCUUCUCAGAUGACUUCUUAUCAAGUUAAGCAUAAGUAUACGUUUCUCUUAACUUCUUCAAUUGAUGUAGUAAGACUUCUUAUAAAUCAAGGAAUCACAUUUGGGGGUCAUGAUGAAUCUGAAUCAUCACUUGACAAUGAUGAAAGAGCAAAGGCAAUGGGAUAUCUCAGAACUUGUCAAACGUUUAAGGUCGCUUUUAUGCUGCAUUUGAUGAGAGAUGUUUUAGAAAUCACAGAUGAACUAAGUAAAUCUUUACAGAAGAAGGAGCAUGACAUUGCUAAUGCCAUGCUAUUCCUUGAAAAAGCAAAGACAAUGUUGCAAAAGUUAAGGGAUAAUGGAUGGGAGUCGCUUAUUGAUAAGGUAUCUGCAUUUUGUACCAUGUAUGAUAUUUUGAUACCUAAUUUUGAUGAGCCAUAUGUUGACUCUGGAAGAUCGCGGUGUAGACCUGCUUAUUGUAAUGUCUUACAUCAUUAUCGUGUUAAGGUGCUUUAUAAAAUUGUUGAUUGGCAACUUCAAGAACUCAAAGGUCGGUUUGAUAAGAUGACAAUUGAUUUGCUUCAUGGAGUGUCUUGUUUGAAUCCAAUUAACUCAUUUUCUAGUUUUGACAUCAGGAAGAUAAUGAGAAUGGCUGAAUUAUAUCCUGAUGACUUUCAUGAGUAUAAUAUGAAUGCUCUUGAAAAUCAACUUGCAACUUAUAUUAUUGAUGUUCGUGAUAUUGAUCAAAGGUUUUCCAAUCUAAGUGGACUUUCCGACCUUUCAAGGAAAUUAGUUCAGACAAAGAAACAUUUAAAUUACUCUCUUGUAUUCCUCUUAGUGAAGCUUGGUUUGCUCCUACCAGUUGUCACUGCAUCCAUUGAAAGAGAUUUUUCGGCAAUGAGGUUUAUCAAGAAUGGCAUGCUGGACCGAUCCAAUGAUGAACUUUUUAGCGGUUGCUUUGUGCCUUACGUAGAAAGAGAAGUAUUUAAUACUAUUUCUAACGAUGUUAUUAUAAAAACAAUUAAAGAGAUAAAAUCUCGUCGAGUAGAGUUGUAAUAAUGUAUUGAGUUGUGCUUUCACUAGUAGAGUUGUGUUUCUUUGGUUUUUUCA